AAUUCCUGGAAGUCGAUGGAUUGCUUAGUACUGGUAAUGAUGUCGUAAGAUAUAUUGAGGAAAAUAUUGAUCCUAUAGAUGUCGCUUUGGUUUUUAUAUGCUUUAUGAUGUGUUAUCUUGUCCGCAAACGCCGUCAACUGAAUAGAAGGCUAAUAAAAGAACUGGCAAUUAUGAAAGUGACAUGUAUUCAGAAUGAUAAAGUUAUUUCUGGCUUACAACCAUAUCUUGAAGAUUGUCGAAGUAAGAACUCUAUAAUUGAGAUGCCACUACGAAGGCUUGCCAGAUCUUGUGGAAAACUUGUUAAAGACGUGGAUCAACAGAUGGUGGAGAUUAAUGAGUUGUCUUCCCAAUUUUCUCGUUUUAAGAAAGAUUGGAAGCAACAGGCAACUCCUUAUAAUGAAAUUUCAUUGAGCAAGAUGUUGGCUAAUGUUGAAGAAGCUAAAAUCCAUGCUGAGCUUAAAAAGCUUAAAAUGUUUAUAGAGAGUGAGUUGAAAUCAGUCAGGUCUGUAAUGGGAUACAAUAAGUAUUUGUUGGAUCAAGCUGAAGAUGAUGUUGACAGAUUGCUGAUUGCUGAAGGCUUGUAAAAAGAAGCUAGUAUUGUUACGAGCAUAAGAAGGUAGACAUGUGAUCCCUGGCUGUGGUGUGGAGAGAGGAAAUGAAGAAAACAUUUUUUUCAAUUUU
Mytilus californianus (California mussel) is the source of this 681-nucleotide messenger RNA. RefSeq lists its product as uncharacterized. The transcript has 6 exons. The coding region runs from base 105 to 584 and encodes 159 amino acids. The record is from RefSeq and is a predicted model, not a curated record. NCBI's taxonomy places the organism in Eukaryota, Metazoa, Mollusca, Bivalvia, Mytilida, Mytilidae.